GUCAUCAUCACAACGACGCCCGCAGGACGCCAAAGGGACCUCGCUAUAUGCAAAAGGAGUGCGGCUACAGCGACCUCAGCGACCAGCAGCGCGUGCUCGUGGCCGACGGCUCGUGCGGUGCGGCGGCGACCUGCCUUCUCGACCGCAACUGCGCAAUCGCUCAGGUCUUGCCGGUCAACGCCACGCGCUUUGAUCUAGAGAGCCACUGGUUGCUGGGCGACCUCUCGCGAUACCCAUACGACACACUAGAACUCGCGCACGUGCAGAGCGCCACGAGUGUGCACACCUAUCUACAGUUCCCCGUCGAUUUGCGCGCCUUAGUGUUUGAGCAGGCGACGAUCGACGCCGAGUCAAACGCGCACAUGGGGCCGUCGAUCGGCGCGUUCGAGCAACUGCAGCUGCCGCGUGCCCUCGAGAGCAUGACACUGCGCAACUGUUCGGUGCAAGGCACGCUCCAGUUCUGGCGACUGGAGCACCUCCGACGACUGUACGCCGAAUACUGUACCGACAAGAUCCCUGUCUCAAUGCUACGUAGUGAGCUCCGGAACUCGCGCUUGGGCGACUUUUGGCUCAACGGCGUCGGUGAUUCUCUGCAGCAUCUCGUCCUCGACAAGUGCGUCACACGCUGGGACACCUUCCCUCUCUCGCUAUCUCUCAAAGGACUGCGCACCCUAGAGCUUGUUGGCGUGCGCACGCCAAUCUUGCGACUCGAAGUGUCGACCGAGCUGCGCUACUUUACCUGCGACGACUGCAACAUCUCAAGUCUCAUGGUCAGCAAUGCUACGUACGCAGCACUCGCAGCCCUAGCGCCAGCCUCGCCAAACGCAACGAGUGGCUACCGCGUCAACCGUAUUCAGCAAGACGUGGCGCAGUGCACGGCCGCGCGUGGCCAAAUCAAGCGUCUGUGGGAAGCCACGUCAGUCUGCAUCCCCGACCGCAACCGCCCGGAGACGGACGCCUACGACGACUAUCCCUGGAUGUACCCUUACACCACAUCUAUCUAUCUUGGAGGGAGCUUUGUCCUUGUGUGUAUCAUCCUCUUCUCUGUUUACGCCAUUCGGCGCGGGCGCCGUGCGGUCAAGACGCGCCGAACAGCCAACGACGACUACCUCGCAUCGACGCUCCGACCGAGUCAAAUUGCGACGCUCCAUAUGCUCCAGAUCGACGCCGACGCCAUCGUUCUCUGCGGCACCAAGCCACUCGCCUCGGGUGCGUACGGCGACGUCUGGCGCGGUAUCUACGCCCACACCACCGUCGCUCUCAAGCGCGUCAAGAGUCCAUCGCCCGCCUCUGUCCACGACUUUAUCCACGAGAUUCUGCUCCUCCACACACUCGAGAGCCCGUACAUUGUCCGACUGCUGGGUGUGCGCUGGCGCCGCCUCAUGGACAUUGAGGCCGUCGUCGAGUACUGCGACCUCGGCGACCUGCGCAGCUUCCUCGCCGCGUCCACGCUGGAAAAUGUGUCGUGGAGUACAAAGGCGACGAUCCUCGAGAGCAUCGUGUACGGUCUCGUGUUUCUGCAUACGUUUGAGCCGGUGAUCAUCCACCGCGAUCUCAAGUCGCGCAAUGUGCUUUUGGAUUCGAGAAACGGAACCAAACUCAGCGACUUUGGCACUUCACGAAUUCUCGACGACCAAAAGACGCUCACGAACGGCAUUGGCACGUUCCAGUGGAUGGCGCCCGAAGUCAUUCUCGGCACCGAGUAUACGGUGGCCGCCGACAUUUACUCGUUUGGUGUCAUUUUGUCUGAGAUGAGUACGCACAAGGUUCCCUACAGCGAUGCUUUGAACGCCUCGUCCGGCCGAGCACUGAGUCAGCAAGCCAUCUUGUCGAAAGUCACAUCCGGUGCACUGCGACCCACGUUCGCAGAGGCGGCUCCAAGCUGGUUGCUCGAGGUCGGGAAUCGGUGCUUGUCGCUGGACCCGACGCAGCGACCGACGACACUCGAGCUCACGGUGCUCGUCCGGGACUUUGUCCAAGCGGCUACCGAGUACUAGUGCGUUUUGUGCGACCCAGGAGCGUGCAUCCUGGAUGCAAUAGUCCAUGUAAAACAAUGUUAGUUCAUAGUGUAUACAGCAAUGAUCUGUUCGGAAAAUUUGAAAAUUGG
Messenger RNA from Saprolegnia diclina VS20, 2107 nucleotides. Its product is annotated as TKL protein kinase. The transcript has 10 exons. NCBI's taxonomy places the organism in Eukaryota, Oomycota, Saprolegniomycetes, Saprolegniales, Saprolegniaceae. Gene Ontology annotation, biological process: protein phosphorylation. Gene Ontology annotation, molecular function: ATP binding; protein kinase activity. The record is from RefSeq and is a predicted model, not a curated record. The coding region runs from base 48 to 1997 and encodes 649 amino acids.